Molecule: messenger RNA, 4067 nt
Organism: Caenorhabditis sp. 36 PRJEB53466
Lineage: Eukaryota; Metazoa; Nematoda; Chromadorea; Rhabditida; Rhabditidae
Source: the annotation of a GenBank genome assembly
AUGUCAGUCCGAGGCAUUCGGAUAUGGCGGCGGAACGACGCGCGUUUCCAGCCGUCCAUCUUGGUCGAAAAGAACGGACUCGACGGAUCACUCCUAUUUCAGGGUGGUGCCAUUGCCACUUUAGGUAUGAAUGUAAAAAGGAUCUGUCAAACGACGAAAUAAUUAAGACUCGGACUCGACAGAAGUUGAACGAAGGUCGUACCAGAAAAUUGUGGACGCGUACGGACUGCUCGGAGUGCUCGCAAUCAGCAAAGAUGAGUCUGUGCUCGUGGCAGUCACCGGAGUGCUUUCAGUCGGACAACUUUAUGGAGCAGACAUUCUGAAAGUGACCAACGUCGAGUUUAUUUCUCUUCGGACAUUUGGCUCUGUUGAAAACGUGGACACCCGAAUAGUCGAUGUGAGUUUCUUGCGUUUUUGUGUCCUCGGAACCCGUGUCAUUUCAGUUACAACGGCUUCUUUCCUCCCAAAUGUUCUACUUUUCAUCCCUUCAAUCCUAUGAUCUCACUCGCUCUGCUCAACAUAGGGAUUCUCACGAUGGAAGUGACGCCCGUUUCUUCUGGAACCGCAGUCUCCACUUUUCAUUUCAACGAUACGCAAUUGACACUGACAACUGGCUUCUGAAGUGCAUGGCCGGGUGGGUCACUUCAAUCCACUUUUAGCUCAUUUCCUCUUUCUUCAGAUCUGUGCUUGUUCGUGUUGUCUACGUGGGCGCGAAUACUGGACGAGUCGCCCUGAUAUCUCGGCUCAGUUGCGAGAGGGUCGGCACGCGAUUCAACGUGCGCGGCGCCAAUUAUCUCGGAAAUGUGGCCAAUUUCGUGGAGACUGAGCAGUUGUUGCUCUUUGAAGAGAAAGAAUGCUCAUUGCUCCAAGUCCGCGGAUCGAUUCCUCUUUUCUGGGAGCAGCCUGGAGUACAGGUUGGCUCGCACAAAGUGAAACUGCGAGCAUUCGAAACAAGUCUGCCGGCAUAUCACCGACAUUUGUCUCAACUGCAACACCGAUACGGAGAGUUUGCGAUUGUGAAUCUGCUGGGAAGGAAGGAAGGCGAACGGGUGUUGAGUGAAGCAUUCAAGACGCAGCACAAGAACUCUCACUUUGCCCCGCUCGUCGACUUUAUCGACUUCGAUUAUCAUGCCCAGAUGAAGAUCUCAAAUGAAGCGAUACUGCUGCUCAAGAAGAAAUUGGUGCCACACAUGGAGAAACACGGAUUCUUCUAUUCAAUGGGAAAGGACAUUGUAAAGUAGGCGCCACGAUCUUUCCCCUGAUCUAAUUUCUCUUAAUCAGACGGCAAUCCGGAGUGAUUCGGACGAACUGUCUCGACUGUCUCGAUCGCACGAAUGCCGUCCAAACUGCGAUCGGCCUUCAGAUGUCACACGAUCAAGUGGCCUUUCUGAAUCUGAACGCCGGAAAAGUGAAUGUCGAGCAGAGAGUAGAAGAGAUUCUGAAGGACUUGUGGCAGAAGAACGGAGAUCAGUGCAGUACGAUAUACGCGGGAACUGGAGCACUGGACGGCAAAAGCAAGCUGAAGGACGCGUCGCGUUCGCUCGCGAGAACCAUCCAGAACAACCUGAUGGACGGCGCAAAGCAAGAAUCGUUCGAUCUCUUCCUCACCGGAGCUGCCUACGAUCCUCGGUUGUUCGACAGAGCCUGCAAUCUGUUGCCGCCCAGUUUAAUACAAGGUAAGUGGGAAAAUUAGUUCGUUAAUAUCAUCAUUCUUAUUUAAUAAAAAGCUAGCGGGGUCUGUCCGUUUCUUUCUUUCUUUCUCCGAUUGUCCGGUCAUUUUUUCAUUUCUAAAACAAACAUUUUGACGGAGAAAUUGAGAAAUAAACACGUGAACUUCCUAACGGUUAUGAGAAAGAAACGAGCGGCGUAGCCGCUUUCGAGCGUUAGCUCCCCGGUUUCAAAUUCUUGUGGCAGUAUAUAUCUUUUAAUCAUUUUAGAGAGUUACUAUUAUCAUGGUAAGCCUCGAAUGUUGUGAAGUGAGAUAUCUUUAUGUUGUCUGCGUACACAAUGUGCUUGAGUUUUUCAUUCCGUGCCGCAUAUUGUCUCCUUUCUCUUCAGUUUUCCUCAUUUUAGAAUACGCGGAUGCUGUUUCUCAGCUGGUCGAACGGAGCCCUGAAGUCGCUGAGCCGCAUGCCAUCAAAAUUUUCGUUGGCACGUGGAAUGUGAAUGGUGGAAAGAACAUUCACAACGUUGCAUUCCGCAAUGAAUCCAGUCUUUCCCAUUGGAUUUUCGCCAACUCAAUGAUGCGAUUGGUGUCUGUAGAGGACGAACAACUGGCGGAUAUCGUGGCAAUCGGAGUUGAAGAGCUCGUCGAUCUGAAUGCGAGCAACAUGGUGAAAGCGAGCACCACGAAUCAGAGAAUGUGGUGCGAGAGCAUUCGGAAGACGCUAGCCGAGAAGGCACCAUUUGUGCUCAUCGGCUCUGAGCAGCUCGUUGGAGUUUGUUUGUUCCUUUUUGCUCGGCCACGUGUCUCUCCGUAUCUCAAAGAUUUCGCAGUGGCUUCAGUGAAGACCGGAAUGGGCGGAGCCACUGGAAACAAAGGAUCAGUUGCCUUCCGAAUCGUCGUCUUCUCCACGUCCAUUUGCUUCAUCUGCUCCCAUUUCGCUGCCGGCCAAAAUGAAAUAAAAGACAGAAAUGAAGAUUUUGCAACGACUUUGAAGAAGAUCCGUUUCCCCCUAGGGAGAGAUAUCGAAUCGCACGACGUCAUAUUCUGGCUCGGAGAUUUCAAUUACAGAAUAAGCAUGUCGGGAGAAGAAGUGAAGAAUGCGGUGCGCAACGGAGAUCUGGCAAAACUUGUUGAGUACGAUCAGCUGACUCAGCAAAAAGCGCAGGGAAAUGUGAGGAAGACUCGGACGAACACAUCUAAGUGUUUCUAUAAUGUUUCAGACGUUCGUCGGUUUCAACGAAGGACAGCUGAUGUUCGCCCCGACAUACAAGUACGAUACUUUUAGUGACGAUUACGACACAAGCGAAAAGUGUCGAGCACCAGCGUGGACCGAUAGAAUACUGUGGAAGGAUCAGAGAAGUGAAAGGAAUACUCGACUGAUAAGUUACGAUCGGUCAGAACUGAAAACUUCGGAUCACAGGCCGGUUGGAGCAGUAUUUAUGGUGGACACGUUCAAAGUAGACGGAAAAAAGUGUGUGGAGCUGAUUGAAGAUGUCGUCGAGUAAGUCACAAUUCCUUGUUCCCACGAAUUGUUUCCGUUCAGGUCGAUGGGCCCGCCAGAUGGAACAAUUGUUGUCAGUGUGGUGGGAAAAGCCCGGUUCCCUCCGCAACUGUUUCCGCCGAUACACGAGAAACUAAAGGAACUGGGAGCCAUGGUGCAGUUGAGCAAGUUCGAGAACGGAGAUUUGUGGAUUGUGUUGAACAGCGGGGAGAUGGCUCUAGCUGCUCUAAGCAUGGACGGAUUGCUCAUCAACUCGGAGCGGAUCGAAGUGAAACUGAGGUCCCCCGACUGGUCUUACGCUCUCAAACCGCACUUGUCCGAUUUCGAUACGGAGACGUUCGAAGUUUCCGCAGAGGAAGAAGCGCUGAUCAGCGGAGCCGAUGGAGCAGGCUUCGAGUUCGCAGGUCUGCAACAAUCGAAUAAAUAUUCAAAUUGGCAUUUUGCAUUUCAGAUGAAGAUGAAGAUUCAAUCAGUCUGAUGAGCAUGAACCUGACUGGGUCGGCCCCUGAUCGGCCACGUCCGCCAUCCGCAAGAAGCGAGGCAAUCAGCAUGGCGAACCUUGGAUGGCCGGUUGAACGGCAGGACGUCCUGUCCACGUCAAUGCCGACUCGUGCCUCGUCCGCUUCUCUCGCCAACAGUUCUUGGUACGAGCACGUUCCUCCACUUGCUCCUCCCACCAGUCGCCCGGCCCAAACAAACAACAACAAGCCGCCGUCUCAAGCGUGUCUCUUCAAUCCGUUCACUCAAUCGGCGCCGACUUCUGCUCCUCCACCGCCUACUGUCCCUCUUCCACCGCCUCGCGAAGCAUCAGUUGGACCCGUUCCUCCCGCUAUUCCAGUCCGAAGAGCUCCUCCCCCUCCGCCUCGUCCUGUUAUUCCACCUAGACCAAAAAACAUGUAG